GGUUAAGAGCAGAUUUGUUGUCCAGCGGAGAACCACUGCUGGGUUGUGUAUAUGAGUGUGUGUUGGGCUGGACCUGCAGCAGAACAAGAGAGACAGCUGACAGAAACAGGAGAAUUUCUUAUCUUCAACGACUUCAACCAUCAUGUCUCAACCUGGUCAGGAAGAUGAACAAAUGCAGCGCCCUGAAGUAAGAGAAGAGGACGUGACUGAAGCAAAGAACAGACUGGGUGGUAGUGGGCCUGCAAAGAGCAAGACAAUUGAAGUUAUGGAGGAGUGCGAGAAAAUGGGUAAAGCUGCUCCCUCAGUGUUCAGCAGAGCGAGGUCAGGAGCCGAGACCGUUCUCAACACACGAUCAGCUCCAAAGUAGGAAGGAAGUGUCCUGACUGUGACUGUACAGCACCUGUUCCAUGUUAAGGGUUUCGGAUCAGCUGUUUACCUGCUGUACUUCAGUCUGUGGAAAAUCUUGUUUUAAUCCUUAUGUUUUAUUUUAGUGUGCAUUUCUUUGCUCCGGUCUUAUUUUUACUCACUGUUGGCUCAUUUUUCACUGCAAUAUAAAGUCCUGCACCUCAAUGUAAACAGCACAGUCACAGCUAGAAGUAGAAAGAACUCAAUAAUGCAUUUAGUGCAGUGUAACAAAGUAAUAACGGCAUAAAUCAGAAAAAAAUGAAAAACAGUAGAAUUUGUAGUUGUUCUUAUCUAUGUGAUAAACUGCUAAAGAAUUUUCUUAAACAUCUACGUAAUUACUAGUUAAUUCAGUUUUAAUGUUUAAAAUUGCUAUUUUUUGUUAAUUCAAUUAUUAGGUUACACCAGCAUUAACUGAGAUUUAAAGAGAAAAAUGUAUGAACCCAAAAGCAAUGUUGCAACUGAUAUUUCUGAACAUACAAAAAAAUAACUUUACACAACGACCUAGACUGAUUGUAUGCCAAAUGUGACAACUACUUAAAGAUAAAUAAAAAAAGUCUGAAAUAAGUGUCAUUAAAAAUGUGACACAACAAUUCAAUAAAUAUUAGUCAAAAUUGA
This is a messenger RNA of Stegastes partitus (bicolor damselfish), 1020 nucleotides long. It is a transcript of the gene mustn1a, whose product is annotated as musculoskeletal, embryonic nuclear protein 1a. Gene Ontology annotation, biological process: chondrocyte proliferation; tissue regeneration; chondrocyte differentiation. NCBI's taxonomy places the organism in Eukaryota, Metazoa, Chordata, Actinopteri, Pomacentridae. Gene Ontology annotation, cellular component: nucleus. The coding region runs from base 143 to 367 and encodes 74 amino acids. The transcript has 3 exons. The record is from RefSeq and is a predicted model, not a curated record.